Cervus elaphus (red deer) is the source of this 632-nucleotide messenger RNA. Its product is annotated as interferon-induced transmembrane protein 3-like. The coding region runs from base 104 to 463 and encodes 119 amino acids. Gene Ontology annotation, cellular component: plasma membrane. The transcript is spliced from 2 exons. The record is from RefSeq and is a predicted model, not a curated record. Gene Ontology annotation, biological process: defense response to virus; response to interferon-beta; host-mediated suppression of symbiont invasion. NCBI's taxonomy places the organism in Eukaryota, Metazoa, Chordata, Mammalia, Artiodactyla, Cervidae.
UCCAGCAUCCGGUUCACUCCAAAGCUGGUCGGAGCUCAGCCUCGUGACUCCAGCUCUCAGUCCUCCUCACCGGUGUCCACACCCGCAGCCUCCACCCUAAGACAUGUUCUCAGGGGAGCAGGAGGUGGCUGUGAUGGGGGCACCCCCAGGCUCAGCUCCCGUGAAGAAUGCAGUGAUUGACAUCCAGACGGAGAGCCCCAGACGUGACCACAUCGUCUGGUCCCUGUUCAACACGCUGUUCAUGAACAUCUGCUGCCUGGGCUUCGUGGCAUUCGCCUACUCCGUGAAGUCUAGGGACCGGAAGAUGGUCGGCGACAUCACUGGGGCCCAGAGCUACGCCUCCACCGCCAAGUGCCUGAACAUCUGCUCCCUGGUCCUGGGCCUCCUUCUGAUCAUCAUAUUUAUCAUUGUUUUUGCCACUAGAUCAGUGCCGAGUUUCAGGCUACAUUUUUCUACAUUUUAGGAUUUAACACAGCAAAGAGGCUGGCGGUAGCUGCUUAUGGCCAACACCAAGUCCUGAACGGUCCACAGCAGGCUCCACAGCGCGGUGGCCCUGCCCCCAGACCGCGCCCCCCGGCCCCCCCACCCAGCUGAAGGCUAGUGAAUUCAAUAAAGUGCACUGACACUCCCCA